Molecule: messenger RNA, 3705 nt
Organism: Spodoptera litura
Lineage: Eukaryota; Metazoa; Arthropoda; Insecta; Lepidoptera; Noctuidae
Molecular function (GO): protein binding
Source: RefSeq, a predicted model, not a curated record
GCAAUUGGACCCUAAACGAAUAUUGCGCAGUUCGCACAUUUCUCUGUAGGAGUCGCUAUAGAACGGACACAUUUCAAUGUUUUAUAAAUACAAGAUUAUUAGUUUCAAGUUCAGAUAAAUAAUAAUAGGCUGUAUUGGACCAUGGAUUUUCGCAUAAUAUUGUUAUGGAUGUUCGCUGUCAUAGCACAAAGCUACGCUCAACAAUGUGUUCUCAAGUACGAUCCGGAAUGCUGUAAAUACAACAUUUUCUGCAAGGACUUCUUAAACAUCGAUAGACGGUGGGACAACUUCCAGCACAAUAUUUAUGGACAGAGUCCAGACCAACCGAUAAACACUGAAGAAUGCUCCAAGACCAUAAACUACAUGGGAUAUCACAUCGAUCGAAUUUUCCUCACGUACAAAGUAACACAAAGUGAACAAUCAUUGCUGCCUACAAUAGUCCCUGAAUCCAGUCCUUGGAACCGACGGCGAGACGAUGGCGUACUAGAUGUAAUAUAUUCCUUAGACCUUAGUGACAACAAUUAUCAAAUUACCCCAGUAUUAAAAACCAUGCAAAAUCUCGUCACAGUGAAUUUGUCGAGGAACCAGAUAAGUACGGCUUCCCUAUCAAAUAGUAACGCAUUGCAAGCGUUAACCGAAAUAGAUUUAUCUUUUAACAGAAUCAGUAACAUUACUGUUAGCAGCUAUCAAACACCGUAUACCAAAAUAAAGACACUCAACAUGUCCCAUAACUACUUAGUGAAAAUUCCUGAUGCAGUUUUUGACAAAAUUGACGACUUACAGACUUUGGACUUGUCGCAUAACUACAUUGAGGGAUUCAGUCCUUUUACUUUCGAAGGCACAAGGAGCUUGGUGCACCUCAACUUAUCCCAUAAUAGACUAACUGACAUCAAUUCUUCGCUCUUCAGAUUUAGCGAACUUAAAACUUUAAGCCUAAGUGGCAACAGAAUCAAAGAAGUAAAAAUAACCGAUUUCGAAAAGUUAAAUAAUCUAGAAUAUCUUGAUCUAAGUUCUAAUUCCAUAAAAACGAUUAACUAUAACGUAUUUCACAAUAUGGUGUUGUUGCAAAAGUUAGAUUUAAGUAACAAUGUACUGGAAAAUUUAAACAAAGAUGCAUUUGAGAAUUUGCAAUCAUUAACAAGCAUAGACUUGUCGCGGAAUAAAUUGAGACAGUUGCCUAAAGACUUAUUCAAAAACAGAUCUAUUUACAACUUUUCAGUGAGCGAUAACUUUAUCGAAGGGUCAUUAACCAAAGGUACUUUUGAAGGUGUCAAUGUUUCAACUUUAGACUUAAGCUUCCAAGAACUGGCGACAGUAGAAGAUUAUGCCUUUAACCAAAUGGUCAGGCUCGAAACUUUGGCGCUCAAUAAUAAUGGAAUCUAUUUGUUAUCAAAUAUGUGUUUCAGGACAUUGACCAAUUUGCUAUCAUUGGACUUGUCUUUUAACAAAAUAUCCAGUAUAGAUUUCGAUAAAACUGACCUUAUACGUCUCGAUUCUUUGUUUUUAAGAAAUAAUCGGUUAGUACAAAUAAAACACGAGAAUUUUCAGCAUUUAACUAGUCUUCAGUUCUUGGAUCUGUCUGGCAAUUCCAUUUCCCAAUUAGAAGCCAAUUCUUUUAAAUCCUUACGGAGUUUGAUAAAUUUGAAAAUAUCUGCUAAUCCUUUUACAGGUACUUUAAAAACUGGAACAUUUGAUGGUUUAGUCUCAUUACCUAGUCUUGACAUAUCACGUAAUUUACUGACAACUAUCCAGAACGCAUCGUUCAAUGAUAUGACCGAAUUGAAAAACUUAAACAUGUCUCGGAGUAAAAUAAAAGAAUUGCAAUUUAAUGUUUUUGUGAACACUGGUUAUGUAGAAACUCUCGACUUGUCGUUCAAUGAAUUAGAUAACUUCUGCGUGAACUUGACUGAAUUAGUCGGAUUAAGCAUUCUACUUUUGAAUAAUAAUUUAAUUAAAACUAUUUCUUCAACUUCUUUACACGGGCUGUCGCGGUUGACUGAAAUCAAUUUAGCUUAUAAUUCCAUGGAAAAUAUCCAAAAUGAUUCAUUUAAAAGCCUAAUUGACUUAAGGAACUUAGACCUUUCUUACAACGAAAAACUAAAAUUCACAGAAGAUCUUAUAAAUAACACGGAAAAUUUAAAUACUUUGAAUUUAUCAGGGAUCAAAACUAACAUUAAUUUUACGCGUUCUAAGGAUUCAAACAUACAAGUUGUCUUUAUAUCAGAUGCGGGACUAAGUAACAUUACCAAAUUAAAUCUGAGUACAUUAACUCAUUUAGAUCGAUUAUCUCUUAGAAAUAAUAGUGUCACUAGGUUAGAGAUAGGAGCGCUAUCAGGUAUAAAUAAACUCACCUAUUUGGAUUUAAGUUAUAACAAACUAUCUUACAUUCAACCUGGAGCAUUCAAAGACAAUGAAGUCUUGUUCCAUUUGAAUAUAUCUCACAAUUGCUUAUCAGUUGUUGGCUAUGGAAUUUUCCGUGGCCUUAUUUAUUUGAAUACUCUUGAUAUGUCAUUUAAUAGCAUAAAAGAAUUGCAAAGUGAAAGGUUUUAUGAAGUGAAAAGUUUGACGCAAUUAAUAGUAGAUCAUAAUAAAAUUGAAUCAAUCAAUGUUGAGGAGUUUGCUGGUACUAGCUUAUCAAAGCUAAGUAUAGGUGAGAAUCCUCUACCGUGUCGCCUUUUAGUUAGACUUAAAAAACGAGGAGUUCCUUUUGAAAUAACAGCAAUAAAACUAGACGAACAUACUGGUGAGAAUAUUGAUGGGGUUACUUGUAACAAGGAAGUAGAGCGAUCAAUAUUCGAACCAACAGUAAAAUUUGAUAACUCCAGUGAGAAAAACGAGAUACUUAUAGAUAUGAGAAAUAUUUUAUACAAUAUCAGUAAUAAGAGUGUUCCACAAAAUGAUAAUAGUAAAUAUUUUGAUAAUAUAACGAGUGUAAUUGAAAAAAGCAAUAAGAUUAAUAACGAAAACCUAUCGAAACUAGCUAACUUAACAUUCAAAGUAAUUGAAUUAGACACCGAUACAAAUAUAUUGCUUAAAAAAAUUUUACAUUCGUUACAAGACAACGUUGAGAAGAAUAUUGUUGCGCCUACAACAACAGCGCCAAUACUGCAUGUAAACAGCAGUAUUGAAUUCAUUCCAUACAUAGAUAAUGUCAAAAAGCUGUUAGAAAAAACAAUAGCAGAUGAAAAACAAAACAUUCUUAAUGAAAUGGAAAGAAAACUUUCUUUAGUUACCCAUUCUACAGAAUCUAUAGGUAUAACUGCGAGCCCUGGUACCGAAAAAUUGGUUUCAAACAAUGAAGGGACUAACUCGAUAUUUACUGAAACUUGUGUAGCCUUAAUAUUGAUAAUAUUAGUUUGUUUUAUUUUGUACAAGUUUUAUAAAUCUAGAAUGUUUGUAAGGAGUCGAAUGUCGUAUAGUACUCGGGAGUUACCCGGGGCUAUGGAUAAUUCUACUCUGUAAUUUCUGUAUGGGACUUAUAAUCAUAAUUAGCCCUUGGAGGCCAAUCAUCAUCAUCAGCAUUCUCUGUCCAUAAGUGUUUAUUGCUAAGCAAAUACUCCUUCUCACACAGCGGUGGAGAAUUACUCACCACGCCUGCUCAAGGCGGAAUGUCGAUUUCAAACUUAUACGAGCUCAAUCACUACACUGUAGACUCUACACUACAGAGUGUAGAGGGCAUUAAUGACCACAAUGUAAUAUAUUGAA